GGUUUGGGGCGGCUGGUUUGAAAAUUCUCUGUGUUCACUCAACUAUUGAAAAGUGGAGAUCGAUUCCAGGAGAAGCAGAGAGUUUCUUUUCCCUUUGGAUGAGGUGGCUGGCUGCAGCCUAGGGUUUUUAUUCAGGUCAUCUAGUACAAGGAGAUGAUACGCAACUUCCAGAGGUAACUGACUCACAAUGGACAGAACAGGAGCCAAGAUAAAGAGGCCCUUUCAAGGAAGAGUUCUCCUUCAGCACCAGGAAGCCCAUCUUCACCCACCAACCUGCAAGAGGAGGAGCACAGAGGACCAGAGGAGCAUGGGGGAGGAGAGGAAGGGGAGAGUUGGAAGCUGGAAGGAGAACCAGAACCCAGUCCAGAGAAACAGAGGAACCACGAACCUGCGGAAACCUUACACACAGCCCUCAGAGUUAGGAGCUGGGAUCCUGAAGGAGACAAACUACUCUGAGAACGACUCGUGGAAAACAUGGACCCUUGACCAGAACCGGCCCCAAUAUGCAACAGGUUCCAUGAUGAGAAUAACCAGAGUUGGAGCCAAGGCUCGGGCUGCAGUAGACUGUGGACCGGGGGGCAUGAGCAGUAGACAUGGGAGUGGAGUGCAGGUUCAGUCUGGUAGAGAGCUGAUCCAGUCCAGUAGAGCGCUGCUCCAACCCAAUGGACAGGAUAUCCAGUCCAUUCAGGCUCUGGCCCUGUCCAGCCAGGCUCAGGUCCAGUCCAGCCAGGCUCUGGUCCAGUCCAGCCAGGCUCUGGUCCAGUCCAGGGGGCUGCUGGUGAAGGGCAGUGCGGGCCUGCAGGUCAGGGUGGCUGUGAUCAAGAGGACCCGUCUGGACCCUCUACCCUCUGUCGGGCCACUUGCUGCCCCCACGAUUAACUCCAGAGCACCAGCAGUGAUCUCCGGCCAGGGGGAGAACCCCCGGAGCCACCCCAGUCCGAGGAGGCCUUCCCUGGCCAGAGCUGGUGCCAGCGGUGGGCCUGGCAGCGCCGGGGGGACCCAAGAGCCCGCUCAGGAGAAGGGGGGCCCUGGUGCGACACGUGGCGCGCAGACCGGACCGGAGACCGCAGCGGGCGCCAGAGGCUGUUUCCUGGAGAGCACGGCGGAGCCAACACCGAGAAAGACGAGGAGGAAGAUCAGACUGUCUGGUGUGAGAGGACGAGGUCAACUUCAGCUGUCAAUUCAACUAGAGGGCGAUGGACUUGACAUCCACAUCUACCAGGCCCGAGGGUUGCUGGGAAGAAACUGUGGCUCAUGUGACACAUAUGUCAAGUUGUCUUUGAUACCAGAUGUGGACCACAGUACCAGGAGAAAGACGCCAACAGUUGUCAACUCCAAGUACCCAGAAUACAAUCAGCACUUUGCACUGAACGUGGACACUGAGAACCUCCUGAAGAGGCUGCAGGUCACCGUUUGGAGGCGUCGACUGUCGACUUCAAGGCGCAGUGAGUUCCUUGGAUGUAUGAGUUUUGGGAUUCGAUCUCUGCUGCGCUCCUCCAAGUCCAUCAGUGGCUGGUACUACCUGCUGGGGGCGGAGCUUGGGCGCACCAAACACCUGAAGGUCGCCGCGACAGAGACCAAAGCCAUCACCCCGGCCAAACGAGCUAAAGGUCGGCAUGGCGAGAAGACGCCUGACGCCACGCCGGAUAAACCACCGUCCCUCGGCCUCAGCAGCAGAGCCAGGACGGAGCGGAACAAGCCCCAGCUGGGGCCGCUUCCUGGGUCAGGCCACCCCACUCUGAGACCUGUUCCUGGAUCAGACCAAUACACUCUGGGACCUGUUCCUGGGUCCGGCCACCCCACUCUGAGACCUGUUCCUGGAUCAGACCAAUACACUCUGGGACCUGUUCCUGGGUCCGGCCACCCCACUCUGGGACCUGUUCCUGGGUCCGGCCACCCCACUCUGGGACCUGUUCCUGGGUCCGGCCACCCUACUCUGAGACCUGUUCCUGGAUCAGACCAAUACACUCUGGGACCUGUGCCUGGGUCCAGCCAACACUCUGUAGGACCUGUGCCUGGGUCCAGCCAACACUCUGUAGGACCUGUGCCUGGGUCCAGCAGGUCCUCUCUGGGUCCUUGCUCUGACCUGACCCAGCCCAUCCGGGGUUCUGGCUCUGAACUCAACCAGCUGCUGUUGGGAGCAGCGGGGUCGGACCGGAACAGGAGGUCGGACCCCGGUUCUGGCCCGAUGCACCUCCCCAUGGAUACUAGUUGUGACAAGCUAUCCGUGGUUCACGGUUUGGGAUCAAACAAACAAAGACCGGCUGCCGAUUCUUCGGACCCGAGCAAGGCUUCCCUCGGUCGGGCUUCUGGAUCCAGCGAGCAGGGCCCGAAGGACCGCCUCAGGUCGAUGUUCACGUUGGAGUCAAAGGCCAGCCUCUGCAGGCCUGGAGUCAGUGUGCAGAACGGCAAACCAACCCUGAUGGUGAGCAUCAUGCGAGGGAACGAUGGCUUUGGGUUCACCAUCUGCUCCGACAGUCCCGUACGAGUUCAGUCUGUGGAGCCAGGUGGCCCGGGUAACCAGGCAGGCCUCCAGCAGGGUGAUUGUGUUCUGCAGAUGAACGGUGUUCCCGUGGAGAGCUGGCAGUGUGUGGACCUGGCCCACGCCAUCAGGAGCUCUACUCAGAUAGUCCUGGUGGUCUGGAGGGGUCAACCCGACCUGAAGCCUCCCUGUGCAGUCUCACCUGCCUCUACGACAGUGAAGAAGCUCCUUCCUCAUCCUCCUAAUAGCAAACAUGGCCGCCGCAGAGGUCAAGGGUCAGGCGUGAAGUCCCGUCUGGGGUCGCUGUGGCGAGAAGAGGAACCAAGUUACCCCCCCGCCACCACAACCACCACACUCAAGGGCACACGGGUCACGUCAUCAAACGGAGACAACUAUAUUAUCCUCUCGCCCGUCAAUCCAGGAAGCCAGAUGCUUCAGACUGUAUACCAGGAUGAAAAUGGCACCAUCGGACGGCUGUACCAGACCCACCCAAGUAGGGGGCUCCACCAGCAGGAGCCUCACUUCCUCCAGCAGCCCCCCGUGGAGUGGAGCACAGGAGGAGGAGGAGGACACUCCUUCCAAACCACCACCUUGCCCCCUCCGUCCUCCUCCACAUCCCUCGUCCUCUCCACGACACCCGUCCUGUCCGGUUGCUACAACAACUACCAGAACUGCACCAUGGUCCAGUCCCACGCGCCGUGCUCCGGCUACGGAGCCUAUGGCACGCUGGCGCCCAAAACCCUCAUCUUCCCCGUCUUCGUCCAGCCUCUGGACCUGUGCGGUGCGGACAGAACGCUGCUGAUGGCGGAGGAGAUGGUUCUGCACCAAGGGCCGCUGCAGCCCACCAAGGUGACUGUGCUGAUCUAUACAGACCUGAUCUUACUGACCAGAGAGGAUGAGGCCGGACGCUGUAACGUCCUCCAGAGUCCUCUGUAUCUCCAUAACACCCGCCUGCACUAUGUGAACUCUGAGCCCCUGCGUCUCUAUCUGGCUCAGUGUGUGUGUGAGCACUGGGAGUGUGAUAUCAGCCUGGAGGCUUUCAGCCACGACCAGAAGACCAGAGUCAGCCUCUGUCUCCAUGACAACAUCACCCAACAGCUGGCUGUCCCCGUGGAGACCCCACACAGCAACCAGAGGGACGUGAGCCUCCUGUCCCUGGGACAGCUCGACCUCACCUCCAGACCCUCCUCCCCUUACGCCACCUUUUCGGACCUCCCUCUGCGCACCUCCUCCCCUCCUCCCCACCCUCCUCAUCCUCACCCUCCUCCUCCCCACUUCCUCCCCUUCUCCCCAGAGCGGUGCGGCCCCUCCCCCUGGAUCCUGGCCUCCCCCAUGGAGUCCCCCUCCAAGCGGAGCAGCUACCCCCCGCUGUGGAGGGAGCGGGAGGGGAGGGGGGGCGGCGGAGGGGAGGCGGAGGGAGACAGGGUGACGGAGCGGCUCUGCGGGAGGACCUGCAAGGGGAGGGAGACGAGGAGGGAGAGGGAGCAGGAGAGGGAGGAGCGGCAGGCCGCGGAGGGCCAGAGCGUGUCGGAGGCCUCCGAGAGCAUCUGGGGGGGCGACUCUGCGCCUCUCUCGUGCUGCUCCUCGCCUCUCCCCCCCAUCUCUCCCCCGCCCCCCUACGACAUGGUACGCUCCGCGAGAAAGACCCAGCGGGCGGGCCACAGUACUGAGGACGAAGAGGAGGAGGAGGAGGAGGAAGAGGAGGACCUGGUUCAGGAGUGUACUUCCCCAUUUAGGCUAGGAGCCCCACGUUCCCUACAACGCUCUCUGUCUGAAGGAUCCCUUCUCCAGGAACCUCGAUCCCCCUACUUCCUGUCUGACAGCACCAUCCACAGGCUCACACGACCUUCGACCUCUGAACCCGACCGGGGCCGCCCUCCCUCCCCGCACACCCUCAGGAGAGAGCUGACCCGAGAGGGGGGGUCCCUCCAACAGAUGUUCCACUUCCUCAACGGGGUGAAGGACAGAGAGUCUAAAUACGGCCACCAAAAGAGGAAGAAGAGCUUAGCUGAAGACAUCAGAAGCCGCAUGGCGUUUCUACGACGACAAAACAACUUUAAUGCCAACAGUCUGGAGAGAGCAUUCAGAAACGGCCGACCCCCCCUGGAAGAGGUGUGGAGGUGGGCGGACAGCUUUGAGGCUCUGCUGUCCAACAAAUACGGCAUGGCAGUGUUUCGACACUUCCUGAGGUCAGAGUUCAGCGAGGAAAACCUGGACUUCUGGUUGGCUGUGGAUAAAUACAAGAAGACGCGCACGCUGAACAAGAUGGCAACCAGAGCCCACAGCAUCUUCAACGAGUUCAUCUCGACAAGUGCUUCUCGACAGGUCAAUGUGGAUUCAUCUGUCAGGGAGGUGACCAAUCAGAACCUGCGUCAGGCUCCUGGCCCCGCCUCCUUCCAGCUGGCACAGGAACAGAUAUACAGCUUGAUGGAAAGUGACAGUUAUCCACGAUUUCUCAAGUCCCUCCUCUACUCUCAGCUGGCCAACCAGAGGCCAGCACAUGCACAAACGGACUGCCAGAAUGAGAAAGGAUCUACCAAGUCCUUCAACGGGAUAGGUUCCACGUCUCUGGCCAGCCAAUCAGAGCAAAAGACACUGAUAUGAGCACUGUGGUCAUGAACUACUUGCCUAAAACCUAAAACAAGCUUCUGCCCACAUGUGGAUGCUAUGUGCCCACUUGGCUCCUCUACCAGCUGCAGCUACAUUAACAUAUAUCGUCACAGAAGCAUGUUUAGGCCUUUAGAUGUAGACAGACGGACAGAUCUGUUUCUGAUCUAGACGGUUAGCUUGGCUUGAGGAGUCCUGCUAGAGGAGUAAAUCCUGGUUUUAAUACGAUGAAAGGCUUUUUAGCAGGUCUUGGGAUCUGUUUAGCCUAACAGGUAAUCUAUAGGUUGAUUAAUGCUGCUAGCCAGAUGAUUGAUAGUAGCGAAUCGCCAGUGGCCCGCGACAGUUGUUUUACCAAAUCAAUGCCGGAUGUUAUCCAAAAAUCACAGCGUCUUCCACGUUGCCAUGGUUAAAGAACCAUGGCAACAUACAUACUAUUAUUCUUUUUCAUGAAGGACAUUGUAUUUAUUCUAUAAAUAGUAAACUAUAGUAGUGAAUCUAUUAUACAGGUAGUUCUAUAAGGACACAUUUGUAAUACUUUAAUAUCUGAUGAACAUGCAGUCUUGGCGUGCUCGUCGGUUCGUACUGGUGGCUGCAAGCUACAUAUAUAUUAUAACAAUACUACACUGGCUGGAGAACAGCCUUAUAGAUGCUUUAACCCUGACCAGUGUUAAGAGUUCUGAAAGUAUUUUGUACUCCUUGUAGACCGCUUUACAAGUCUAUCUAAAUGUAUCCCAGCAUGCAAUGUGUUGUAGCGAUGGCCCUGCAAAGCUAUUGUUUCUGAUUGUAGUUCAUUGGUGUCAGACUUCAGUACGGCUGUUCCAGAGUGGAAAUAAAAUGUCCCAUUAACACCUCA
Gadus morhua (Atlantic cod) is the source of this 5942-nucleotide messenger RNA. Its product is annotated as regulator of G-protein signaling 3. NCBI's taxonomy places the organism in Eukaryota, Metazoa, Chordata, Actinopteri, Gadiformes, Gadidae. The record is from RefSeq and is a predicted model, not a curated record. Gene Ontology annotation, molecular function: protein binding. The transcript has 27 exons. Bases 188 to 5086 code for a protein of 1632 amino acids. Gene Ontology annotation, cellular component: nucleus; plasma membrane.